Molecule: messenger RNA, 552 nt
Organism: Lactuca saligna
Lineage: Eukaryota; Viridiplantae; Streptophyta; Magnoliopsida; Asterales; Asteraceae
Source: the annotation of a GenBank genome assembly
AUGUCACAAUUCUUAUUAAGAGAAACAUUGAAACGUAAGCAACAUACAAAUGUACGUUUCAUAAACAAACGUACCGAUGAUGCAAAAUCUGUUGGUAAUAUAUCAUCAUCAUCCAAUACCACAUUAUCAUCUGUUGGUACUGUAUCUGCCCCAACAUUUGUUUCACAUGUUGGUACUAUGGGUGCCACAUCAUCAACACAUGAAUCAUCCUUGCCUACAUCAUCUAACCAAUCAUCUGUAUCUACAUCUGUCCAAUCAUCUACACCUGCAUCUACUACAUCAUCUAUACCUAGAUCCACAACAAAUGGUAGUGAAUCGGUUGAGGAAAAUAUUGGGAUUCAACAUCAAGGGUAUUUACUUGGAUCUAUUGGACUGGAUGGGUGUCUAUAUAUUGGAGUGCGAGAUAAGGAUAAAGGAUAUUCUGAAAUGCAUCGCGAACAAUACGAGGAUAAUAAUGCUGAGACAAAAGUCGAGAUUGAGAAUUUGAAGAAGUUGGUUGAGACGCAACGCGAACAAUAUGAGGAUAUUCAACAAAAAUAUGAGGAUGUUUAG